This is a messenger RNA of Rattus rattus (black rat), 2559 nucleotides long. RefSeq names its product leukocyte receptor cluster member 9 (gene Leng9). Lineage: Eukaryota; Metazoa; Chordata; Mammalia; Rodentia; Muridae. Gene Ontology annotation, molecular function: metal ion binding. Bases 743 to 2263 code for a protein of 506 amino acids. The record is from RefSeq and is a predicted model, not a curated record. The transcript has a single exon.
CUCCCAGGAAAGACAGGAGCGGACGUCUGUAAGUAACUUAAUAUAGACAGGACCAGAAGUCACUUUACUCAUUAUGAGGUAUGGUAUGUAAGUUAAUCAGUGGUAUGGGGGCUGGCUACCAACUUUAAGGAUGAUUGGGGGCGGGGCCAGGACCGCUGAGCCUAAUCAGAUGCUGCCCUGCCAGGCUUCCUAGAAGUCUCAAAGGUCUGGGCAGAUGCAAAGUAUCUGGAGGCUGCGGGCGGGGUUUUCUAAGUCCUACCCCCACCAAGGCUGAGGAGUAUAUGUAAAUCAGAUGCGGAGAAGUCUAGCUCCUAGGCUUUCUUGAGGCCCCAACAGCGGAUGAGGCACGUGUCAAAUAUUUGCGAAACUGUCUCGCUAAAGUCCCAAAAGGGAGGAGCACAUAGAAAGUAGUUGGAUGGAAUGUGACAUGGCUCCCUUGGGUUCCAGAGAAAAGCUCCACACUCACGUAAAUUGGCUGGUUGGGCAGGGCCAGAUUCUCAAAGGCUCUCUGAUGGGCCGGACUAUGUAAAUCAUUUUAGGCGGGGCAAGACCGUGUUCCCAGCAGUUUACAAGCCGGAUAGUACAGAAAAGCUGGGCUUGACUUUGGCGCACCAGAGCCCCUGUUACAUUCUGAUCCCCCGCCUCGUCCUUUGGCGUCCUUCCACCUGAGGCGGGCAGAGCUCCUGGCGUCACAGUUGGUGAUCAACGCUGCGGACUGAGACCACUUAGUGCGUGGGGGACUAUGGAGGCCUCGGCCGAUUCCUCUGAGGCCUCCGCCGCCUGCCGCUUCUUCCUAGAGGGCCGCUGUCGCUUUGGUGCGCGCUGCCGUCAGCCACAUCCCGGGGCCCCGGCGCCGUCCCCCGAGGUUGCGCAGCCUGAGGCCGGGUCUAAGAAGCCUGCUCUGCGUACUGCUGCUGACGUCAUCCGGCGUAUCCGCUGGGACCCGCGCCUGGACCCCGCUGACUUUUCUGUGGGCUACACUGACCGCUUCCUGGGUGUGCAGGAAGAGCCAUUCAGUGCCUUUUGCUGGGACGAGCCGCUAGCAGCGCUCGGACCCGGCGUGUUGGCAGUGCCGCAGCACCGCAUUCGCUACUUCCGCUUCCGCGGCCGCCUGGUGUGGGACCGUGCCUCCCGUACUGACCUUAUUUUUGGCUCGGGCUCUGUGGCUGGACGGGGACCCACCAUCCUCGAUGCUCUGGACGACCGGGACGAGCAUUGGAGAGAGGUUAAGCCAGAAAUUCCGGACACAGAGAAAACAGGGGUGGGUUUCGAGGAUCUGGACACCCAGGGUGCCCCUGAGGAAGGGGGUGGAAACCCGACCACGACUGGGCUUGAUACGGGCCUAGAGACACAGGAAGAGGGUGGGGCAAUCAAAGAGACCAGAACUGGGCUUGAUUCGGGCCUAGAGACACCCGAAGAAGGUGGGACAAUCAAAGAAGCCAGAACUGAGCUUGAUUCCAGCCUGGAGAGACUGGAAAUAGAUGGGCCAACCAAAGAGACGGUACUGAAUGGGACCACUGAGUUAGAAACACCAGACCCAAGCACAUGCUGCUCAGGAGUAAAGGAGAUCUUGAACUCUGUACAAGUGCCCAAAGCCACAGUGCUUUCACAGUGGCAGGUGCAGGUCUUGGAAACUUCAGGUUCUGCAGACGAGAUGGAAAGUGUGUGGGAUCCAGGUGCUUGGCCUGAUGACAGAAGGGCCCCUCGCAAACCCCGGCCUACACAUUUUGUGGCACUAAUGGUGACAGAGCCUGGGCUUAGGGCUGAGGUGGUCAAGGCCCAAGAGCAUCUGGUCCGGAUUGCCCCUUAUUGUGCCGAGUUCCUGGUACCAGCACAGGCCCUGCACCUGACAGUGGUCUUGCUAAGGAUAACAGGCCCUGGGGAGGAGGCUGCAGCGGUUAGAGCUCUUCGGAGAGCCAUCUUGAAACCAGGGCUUCAGGCACCCUCCGAGUUACAGUUCCGUGACUUGAUUCUUCUGGGCCAUCAUGUGCUCUGUGCCACACCUUCCCCAACACUGGCAAGCAUGGUCCAAACACUGAAUCAGAGGCUAGAGGCCGAAGGGCUUAGAGUGGUGCAGCUGCCAGAACUACAACCACACCUCACGCUGGCCAAAGUACCACAUGGAACCCAGGUCUGCCUCCCCAAGCCUGAGUAUAUCUUGAAUGAGGAGCUAGGAAGGCAGCCCCUAGAGAAACUCUGGCUGUGCAGAAUGGGCAGGGCAGGGCAGAGCUACCUGCCCCUGGCUCAAAUUCCCCUGAACUGACUAAGGUUUCAAAUUUCAGAGAAGAAACAGGUUCUCACUCUCUCUCUCUUUAAUUUUGGUUUCAAGCUUCCAAAAUGUACUGUACUCAAUGCUCAAGGAGAAUGAAGGAAGGGGAGGGGGAGAGGUGGGGAGGGGAGGCAGGGAGGCAUCUGGAAAAAAAGCAGCCUGACAGUCCAGCUGUUUGCAACCUCAUAGCACAUCCUCCAGUUACAUGGCAGAGGGGGGGCAAAAAAGAAAAGGGGAGAAGGAAGAAAAGUAACUUAAAUAAACACACACACAGAGAAAAGAGAAGGAAA